Molecule: messenger RNA, 606 nt
Organism: Papaver somniferum (opium poppy)
Lineage: Eukaryota; Viridiplantae; Streptophyta; Magnoliopsida; Ranunculales; Papaveraceae
Exons: 1
Coding region: 1-606 (201 amino acids)
Source: RefSeq, a predicted model, not a curated record
AUGAAGAAAGUUGUGGAGAUAAAUAUGUUCAAGGGAUUUCAUAUAAGUAAUCAAGACAAGAUAACACACCUUCAAUUUGCUGAUGAUACACUUGUAUUCAUUGAUGCAAGAGAAGAGGAGGUAGAAAAUUUGGUAUUAUUUCUCCAAAUAUAUGAAGGUAUAACUGGAUUGCCGGUCAACUUGCAGAAAAACUCAGUAGUAAGCAUUGGAGCGGAUAAUAAGGUCAAGGACUGUGCAGAGAUAUUAAGUUGCACUAUUGAGACACUUCCUAUCAAAUACCUAGGAAUGCCAGUGGGAGCAACUUGUAACACAAGAAUUAUAUGGGAUGUGGUCAUAGAGAAAGUUCAGAAAAGACUUGCACCUUGGAGGAGGAAAUUUUUCAAUAAAGCUGGUAGAUUGUUCUUGAUCAAAAGCACUCUUGCAGCCAUGCCAAUAUAUUUCAUGUUUAUCAUUCCUAUGCCAGUGUGUGUAGAAAAGACACUCUCUCAAAUCAUGAGGAAUUUUCUCUGGGGUUCGUCAGCGGAAAAAAAAGAAAAUAAACUGGAUAGCUUGGAGAAAUGUGUGCAUCUCAAAGAAAAAAGGGGGAUUAGGAGUAAGAAAUCUUAG